Messenger RNA from Talpa occidentalis (Iberian mole), 2871 nucleotides. It is a transcript of the gene NUDT5, whose product is annotated as nudix hydrolase 5. Gene Ontology annotation, biological process: ribose phosphate metabolic process; nucleoside phosphate metabolic process. Gene Ontology annotation, molecular function: ADP-ribose diphosphatase activity. NCBI's taxonomy places the organism in Eukaryota, Metazoa, Chordata, Mammalia, Eulipotyphla, Talpidae. The record is from RefSeq and is a predicted model, not a curated record. The transcript has 10 exons. The coding region runs from base 184 to 858 and encodes 224 amino acids. Gene Ontology annotation, cellular component: nucleus.
GGGAGCGGGGGCGCGCACAUCUUCCGCAUCUGGAAACGCGGCAGUAUCUUCAGCGGUAGCAUCCGCAUCUUCUGAGACUGCAGCCUCGGACUCAUCCUUUCUUCUUUCGUCCCCCUUCCCAAAGGAGUACUCUUCCCUUCGCCCCACACCUUGGACGUGAACUUCUCUUGACUGAGGACUAUCAUGACUAGUUUGAAAAUGGAAAACCAAGUACCAACAGAUUCUUCUCAAAACGCGCAACAGUAUAUCAUUUCAGAGGAGGUAAUUUCAGAAGGAAAAUGGGUCAAGCUUGAAAAGACAACAUACAUGGAUCCAGCUGGUAAAACUAGAACUUGGGAAACUGUGAAACGUACAACCAGAAAAGGACAGUCAGCUGAUGGUGUGUUAGUCAUCCCAGUGCUGCAAAGAACUCUUCAUUAUGAAUGUAUCAUUCUGGUAAAACAGUUCAGACCACCGAUGGGAGCCUACUGCUUAGAAUUCCCAGCAGGUCUCAUAGAUGAUAAUGAAAGCCCAGAAGCAGCUGCUCUUCGGGAACUUGAGGAAGAAACGGGCUAUAAAGGUGAUAUUGCCGAAUGUUCUCCAGCUGUGUGUAUGGAUCCAGGUUUGUCAAACUGUACCACACACAUUGUGACAGUCACUAUUAAUGGAGAUGACCCUGAAAAUGUAAGACCUAAGCCCAAACCAGGAGAUGGAGAAUUUGUGGAAGUAAUUUCUUUACCAAAGAAUGGCCUGCUACAGAGACUUAGUGCUCUGGUGACUGAAGAGCACCUGAUAGUGGAUGCCAGAGUCUAUUCCUACGCUCUAGCCCUGCAGCAUGCAAACACGAAGCCAUUUGAAGUGCCCUUUCUUAAAUUUUAAGGACAGUGGCCAUAUGUUUUUAUAAAGAAGACCACCAUUCCUCCGCUAAGACUUUGUAUUCAACUUAGUUUAAUGUAGAUUUGAAGUUAGCUUUUUCAUAAAAUAAAAGAAAAAAAUACUUGUGGUAGUUGGAAUUGUAAUUACAGAUAGGCUGAGCUAUCAUUUAAAUUCCAGCUAAUAUUGAAAAACACCACAAAUGCAGACACAUUUAAUCUAGAUUUGGUUUUGGGGUUUUUUUUGUUGUUGUUGUUUUGUUUUGUUUUUUAAGUUCAGCUGUUAUCUUUCUAAUCUAAUACAGAGAAAAGUCUUUCUAUAGGAAAAUAGAUCUAAAUGCCCAACAGGGUGAACCAUUCCCACCUUUAACCCCAAAUUUACAAUUCUGUAGUUGGGUAUGCAAAUAUUAAUAACUGCUCACUGUAUUAGUGUUUAAAACAGAGUUUACCCACCUUAAAAACUUGACUCCUCGUAAUUGAAUUAUCUGUUACAUAGAAUUAAUGUGUAGCGUAUGUAAGCUCAAGAGAAUAAGGUCUCUGAUGAGCAAAUGUUUACACUUAGCUAACAUCCUUAUAGCUGCCUACUUACUGAACCUGAAUCAGCUCUUAGGUAAUAAAAAAUGGUUGAUUCUGUUCAUAUACCAAAGUUAAGAGACUAAUGAAAAUACUGGGCCCUUCCCUGUAUUCAUCCUUAACGCAAAAAGUAUUUGAAACUUCCAAAAACCAAACAGCAGUAAGAUUUACAUGAUUUGGGGCAUAACAGUCUUAGUAGUAAACUCUUGAGUGUAGCCAGCAAGGUCAGCAAGUACUGUAAACCCAGGAAAAAAUGGAACUGUUUCUACUCAUGCCCUGGCUAACGCCCUUGUCAUCCAAGUCUGUCACUGACCAAGGCUUCAUGCAAUUCCAAGGGUGUUGCUUUCUCAGUUCAUGUGCCUGCCUCCACCUCCAACCCCCAAGUCUCAGAGCAAUUCUCCCUGGUCAUGUUUUCAGCAGCUGCCAGUCCCUCAGAACUAGAUAAAAUCAGGGUACUAGUGCUAGAGAUGCUACAAUACAGUUCAUUUGUCUAUAGGUUCAUUUUGUUUUCCAGAGAUAUCUUUUUGAGCAAAAAUGCAAGAUCUUCAAGAACACUAGAUUUCUUAAACAAGGAUAAAAAGAAAUGUAGAAGUAGAGAACUUUAUAGCAAAGUCCACUCCCCCUAGAAAUACUGAGAAAAUUAAGCUCCAUCUAUCUAUGUGCUAACAUGGUAAUCUUCCCUGUGCUGCUAAUCAUUUUUUAAAUCCUUAUUUUUAAUCAUGGACAUCAUAAUUUUCUAGAAAUCUAAUCCUUUUCUCUGAGCACUCAAGGACCAAGUCCUAUAAUUUUCCUUGUUACCACCCUCCCUCAAAAUCAAGAAGAGAUGGGCAUGUAUAAGAUAUAUAGACUCAGUAUCUCCAAAUAGACCAGCUCUUUCAAAGACUCCCCCAGGGAAUUGAGAAACAUAUUCUUAAAUGCUGGAAGAAAGAGAUUUAUAACCCCUACCUAUCCUCUGCCUUUUUCUCUUCCUAAGAGAGCAAUUUGGAAGUGACAGCUAAACUGCAUAACAUAUACUGACUGCUAUUUGUUAUCUAUAAACAUCAAAACAGUCAGUUUGUGGACUGGCAGUCUGGAUGUUUUCAAUGGCUGGCACUAUUAAUUUGCUAGCGUUUAAAAGUUAAAGCCAUUAUUUCUAUCUUGUCUUGAAAACAAAACCAGGUAUAACAACACUAGAUCCACAUCUCUGGUAACCUGAGACCCUUAGGAGAUAUUCUCCAGUGACCUUACUCCUGUUUGUCAGCCUUAUUUUCCAUCUGCCUUGCCUCUGUAACUAUUUAGCGUUGUGUUCCUAAUUUUAAAUAAGACGUAUUUCCUGUACUUAAUAAGAAACCACGUGAUGAUGGAAACCAUAAUUCUAAAAACGAUGUCUUUUAAAUAAGUUUGAUCUCAUUUUGGACAAUAAAGCACAGAUUUUAAGAAGUAAAUCAUUUAUAAAGAAAUAUUUCAA